Gorilla gorilla gorilla (western lowland gorilla) is the source of this 5847-nucleotide messenger RNA. It is a transcript of the gene AMPD3, whose product is annotated as adenosine monophosphate deaminase 3. The record is from RefSeq and is a predicted model, not a curated record. The transcript has 15 exons. Gene Ontology annotation, biological process: IMP salvage; AMP metabolic process. The coding region runs from base 550 to 2880 and encodes 776 amino acids. Gene Ontology annotation, cellular component: cytosol. Lineage: Eukaryota; Metazoa; Chordata; Mammalia; Primates; Hominidae. Gene Ontology annotation, molecular function: AMP deaminase activity.
GUCUCGCCCUGGGAAAAGUUGCGCGGGGAGGGGAGGACGUCGGGCAAGCCCGGGCGGCACGGGGAGCGGUGUGGAAGCCCGGCGGGGCCAGCGCAGUUGAGGUCUGGGGAGCCCGGGUGGCAUCUGCUCCGGGCUGCGGCGCGGGCCCCGCGGAGCCCAGGAGGCGGCGGGUGCUUCCGGCCAAGGGCCCUGGCGGCCGCCGCGCCCCUGCUGCUCUCAAGUUUCCCGUUGGCCGCGCGGCCCGGGCGCUUCAGGUAGCCCCUCGGCUCUCUCUGCUCCGCUCCGCGCCCAGGUAGGGCACCGACCGGGGCUGCACGCGGCUGGCCGGCUUCCUCCCUGCUGAGGCGGCCCUCCCUCCUCCCGCGGGGCCCUCCUGGCCGGGGAUCCGCAGCGCUGCGCCCUCUGAACGCCCAGCCCCCGCGCCUGCUGCGGGGCGCGGCCUGGCCGGGCCCUGGCCCCGGCUGGCCUCAGUGCCCGGCAGCCCCGCUCCGCUCUGCCCAGCGCGUCCCCUUUGCUCCAGCCCUGCGGCCGUCCCCUUCGGCCGGCGGCAUGGCCCUGUCGUCCGAACCCGCCGAGAUGCCGCGGCAGUUUCCCAAGCUGAACAUCUCUGAAGUGGAUGAGCAAGUCCGGCUCCUGGCGGAGAAGGUGUUUGCUAAAGUGCUCCGAGAAGAGGACAGCAAAGAUGCCCUGUCCCUGUUCACUGUCCCAGAGGACUGCCCCAUUGGGCAAAAGGAAGCCAAGGAGAGGGAGCUGCAGAAGGAGCUGGCAGAGCAGAAGUCUGCGGAGACCGCAAAAAGAAAGAAAAGUUUCAAGAUGAUUCGGUCCCAGUCCCUGUCUCUGCAAAUGCCGCCACAGCAAGAUUGGAAGGGCCCCCCGGCAGCCAGUCCGGUCAUGUCUCCCACAACCCCUGUGGUCACUGGAGCCACUUCCCUGCCCACGCCAGCACCCUAUGCCAUGCCUGAGUUCCAGCGGGUCACCAUCAGCGGAGAUUACUGUGCCGGGAUCACUUUGGAGGACUAUGAGCAGGCAGCCAAGAGUCUGGCCAAGGCCCUAAUGAUCCGGGAGAAGUAUGCGCGGCUCGCCUACCACCGCUUCCCGCGGAUCACAUCCCAGUACCUGGGUCAUCCGCGGGCGGAUACUGCACCUCCGGAAGAGGGCCUUCCAGACUUCCACCCUCCUCCACUGCCCCAGGAAGACCCCUACUGCCUGGAUGAUGCACCCCCCAACCUGGAUUACUUGGUCCACAUGCAGGGGGGCAUCCUCUUCGUGUAUGAUAACAAGAAGAUGCUGGAGCGCCAGGAGCCGCACAGCCUACCCUACCCCGACCUGGAGACCUACACGGUGGACAUGAGCCACGUCCUGGCUCUCAUCACCGAUGGCCCCACGAAAACCUAUUGUCACCGGCGACUGAACUUUCUGGAAUCCAAGUUCAGCCUUCAUGAGAUGUUAAACGAAAUGUCUGAGUUCAAAGAGUUGAAGAGUAACCCCCACCGGGACUUCUAUAACGUGAGAAAGGUGGACACACACAUCCAUGCGGCCGCCUGCAUGAACCAAAAGCAUCUGCUGCGCUUCAUCAAGCACACAUACCAGACGGAGCCUGACAGGACUGUGGCAGAGAAGCGGGGCCGGAAGAUCACCCUGCAGCAGGUGUUUGACAGCCUGCACAUGGACCCCUACGACCUCACUGUGGACUCACUGGAUGUCCACGCGGGCCGGCAGACAUUCCACCGCUUUGACAAGUUCAACUCCAAAUACAACCCUGUGGGGGCCAGUGAGCUGCGUGACCUGUAUUUGAAAACUGAAAACUAUCUGGGAGGAGAGUACUUUGCUCGGAUGGUCAAGGAGGUUGCCCGGGAGCUGGAGGAGAGCAAGUACCAGUACUCAGAGCCACGGCUCUCCAUCUACGGCCGCAGUCCUGAGGAGUGGCCCAACCUGGCCCGCUGGUUCAUCCAGCACAAGGUCUACUCUCCCAACAUGCGCUGGAUCAUCCAGGUGCCCCGGAUUUAUGACAUAUUUAGGUCAAAGAAGCUGCUGCCAAACUUUGGGAAGAUGCUGGAGAACAUCUUCCUGCCCCUUUUCAAGGCCACUAUCAACCCCCAAGAUCAUCGAGAGCUUCACCUCUUCCUUAAAUAUGUGACGGGGUUUGACAGCGUGGAUGAUGAGUCCAAGCACAGCGACCACAUGUUUUCCGACAAGAGCCCAAACCCGGACGUCUGGACCAGUGAGCAGAACCCACCCUACAGCUACUACCUGUACUACAUGUAUGCCAACAUCAUGGUGCUCAACAACCUCCGCAGGGAGCGCGGCCUGAGCACGUUCCUGUUCCGGCCGCACUGUGGGGAAGCCGGCUCCAUCACCCACCUGGUGUCUGCCUUCCUCACUGCUGACAACAUUUCCCACGGGCUGCUCCUCAAGAAGAGUCCGGUAUUGCAGUAUCUCUACUACCUUGCUCAGAUCCCCAUUGCCAUGUCUCCUCUUAGCAACAACAGCUUGUUCCUCGAAUAUUCCAAGAACCCUCUGAGGGAAUUCCUGCACAAGGGACUGCAUGUUUCUCUUUCCACUGAUGACCCCAUGCAGUUCCACUACACGAAGGAAGCACUUAUGGAAGAAUAUGCCAUUGCAGCUCAAGUGUGGAAGCUGAGCACCUGCGACCUGUGUGAGAUCGCCAGGAACAGCGUGCUGCAGAGCGGCCUCUCGCAUCAGGAAAAGCAAAAGUUUCUGGGACAAAGUUAUUACAAAGAAGGACCUGAAGGAAAUGAUAUUCGAAAGACAAAUGUGGCUCAGAUCCGGAUGGCAUUCCGAUAUGAGACCUUAUGCAAUGAGCUCAGCUUCCUGUCUGAUGCUAUGAAAUCAGAAGAGAUCACCGCUUUGACCAACUAGGUCCAGCAUUUGACAUGCAUUUUAACUUUUUAGUUCAAUUUCAAGUCUGCUGUGGCUAAUAGUGGUCAAGAUUCCGAACUAGGACUUUCCUCUGUGAAGAGGAUGCCUCUGAAGAAAUUUUAAACUGGUGAUUUUGGUUGCACUGCUCACUUUAAGAGUUAACAUGCUCAUUUGUUAGUAUUUCUGAGUAACAAGAUGGUGACUUCUCCUUGGGGAUCUGGGAGCUGAGCACUUGUCUAUACUUGUUCCUAAUUUUCCAAGUAUUUCUCUUGAAACUGCCAGUGCCUGAACUGUUGGGGCCAGGAUUUUCCCUGGUCAGAUGCCAAGUAACAUGUGGUUUUCUGCCAUACUUUUCUCCAUUGGCCCAGGUAGGCUAAUUGGUAGUUGUUCAUUUCAGCCUCUGGAUGGCUGGCUGCCUUAAACACAAUCAAUUUCAAAGCUCCAUUUCCUAAAGGGGUUAAGAUGGAAGACUUCCUUCUUGACAAUUUGUGUUUUUAGUGAAUUUCUUAAACCGUUUUAUUUAGCCCUCCGUCCUUCUUUCUAGUUGGAAGCCAAAUGUACUCAUGAAAACAGCCACUCCUAUUCUGAGUGUUGGUUUCUUCACCUAGAAAGUGAGGGUUUGGACUAGAUGAGUGGCUUUCAGGGUGUUCUGUGAAUCUCCUCAUGAAUACUUUAGGGUGGGGGAGGGAAGGGAGUGAGUGAUGCUCAGGGGCUGUCAAAGUGACUGCGUUCAUCAGUUUUACACUGGGGCUGCUACAUAAUAUCUUCAUUUGAAUGAAGAACUUCAAAAAGCACAGGACUAGAUGAUCUCUGUUCCUUUUGGCUCUAAUAUGCUACAACUGUAGGCCAAUUAUCACUUUACCAAUUAAGAGUUAGGCCAGAUAAGUGAAAUUUAACUUAAGGUCACACAGCUAAUAAGUAAUAGGCCUACAACUGGAUUUCCUUAUUCCAAAUCCUGUCUUUUCCCCACUAUUCCAUUAGACCCCACAAAUGUUAGUUGUGUGUGUGUGUGUGUGUGUGUGUGUUUUUAAUCACUGUAACCGGGUGCAUUUUUUUAAGGCAAAAUUUCUCCCUUAUCUACUAUGAUGACUUCAGAAGAUACAAUGGUCCCAGGGGCCAGGUAGAAAGCAUUUUUAAAGAUUAAUCUGAAUUAAGCUUUAACAGUGUACUCUUUAUCUGUGUUACUAGUGCCUGGUAUGUAGUAGGUGCUCAAUAAAUGCAUAUUGAAUAACUAAGUGAAUUUCUUUUGGCAACUUUUUAAGGACAUGUGCUCUUAGUACUUAAGAGGCUGCUCAAGGACCUUCCUAUCUAUUUCUGUGGUCAAAUUCAGACUACAGGAGGUCUUUUUGAAUCAUUAUAGUUAGAAGAAGAAUCCAGUUUCUGCCUGUGAACUUUUGACUUUAGAUUGUCUCAUCUUGUGACUUUAUAAUGCCUGUCCCCUCCACUGGUCAAUUCAGCAUAUGGAAGUAUAAAUGCAGUCUUUUUACUAGGCAGAUAUAUACGCUAUCUUACAGCUAAUUAUGAAAUUGAAUGAAAAUCCAUUGUUAUCUUAGGGAUUAGUUUUGAAAAGCCCCCAUUUAUAUACAUUUGCCCUAACAUAGGAAGUAUUGUGUAGUUUCUCAUUGUCAUUUUAUCUGUAUCAAGUAUCUUUUUUAAAAUUGUUAAAUAAAGUCAGCUAGGACUGUGGCUUAAUAAUUUAAAACUAUUUAAAGAUAAUCAUAUUUAAAGCAAAUGUUACAGAUUUUUACUCUUAAGAUUGGGCACCAUGAAAAGCUAUCAAUAAUAAUAGCUAAUUUAUCUUUUACUAAGACUCAGACAUGAAUGACAUUCACUAGGAAAACUCAAAUUUUUCAAACUGAAGCUCACUAGACCCAGAAGAUAAAUCUUCCUUUGUUAUUUUCUCUAACUUCUACCCUGUUAUAGUUCAUGAGCAAAGCUAUACAUGUUCAUUUCCUUUUCCCGGGGUAUUAUUUUAGUCUGUCCAGCUAACACCUUGUUGAUAUGGACUCCAGAAUAGGAUUGCGCUGUUAUCCCUAGGGUAACUUGUUCCGUUGGUCAAGUUAUUGGAUCAAUUAAACGUGGUAAUUCGCUUUGACUGGUGAAGUCUCGGCAUGUGUUGCUCGGAGGUUGGAUUGUGCUCCGAGGUCGCCCCAACCGAAAUUUUUAAUGCAGGCUUGAUAGUUUAGGGCCUGUGGGCUUGUUAAGUGUUGUUUGCAUUAAUGAAUUAAAGCUGCAUAGGGUCUUCUCGUCUUGUUAUACUAUGCCCGCCUCUUCACGGGCAGGUCAGUUUCACCGGUUGAAAGUAAGAGACAGCUGAACCCUCGUGGAGCCAUUCAUACAAGUCCCUAUUUAAGGAACAAGUGAUUAUGCUACCUUUGCACGGUUAGGGUACCGCGGCCGUUAAACGCAUGUCACUGGGCAGGCGGUGCCUCCGAUACUGAUAAUGCUAGAGGUGAUGUUUUUGGUAAACAGGCGGGGUAAGAUUUGCCGAGUUCCUUUUACUUUUUUUAACCUUUCCUUGUGGGCAUGCCUGUGUUGGGUUAACAGUGGGGGUAAUAAUGGCUUGUUGGUUGGUUAUAGAUAUUGGGCUGUUAAUUGUCAGUUUAAUAUUUUGGUCUGAUGUAGGCUUAUGCGGAGGAGAAUGUUUUCAUGUUACUUAUACUAACAUUAGCUCUUCUAUAGGGUAAUAGAUUGGUCCAAUUGGGUGCAAAGAGUUCAGUUAUGUGUUUGGGAUUUUUUAGAUGACAGGUGUCGAGCUUGAACGCUUUCUUAAUUGGUGGCUGCUUUUAGGCCUACUAUGGGUAUUAAAUUUUUUACUCUCUUUACAAGGUUUUUUUCCUAGUGUCCAAAGAGCUGUUCCUCUUUGGACUAACAGUUAAAUUUACAGGGGGAUUUGGAGGGUUCUGUGGGUAAAUUUAAAGUUGAACUAAGAUUCUGUCUUGGACAACCAGCUAUCACCAGGCUUGG